Camellia sinensis is the source of this 1188-nucleotide messenger RNA. Its product is annotated as gamma carbonic anhydrase-like 2, mitochondrial. NCBI's taxonomy places the organism in Eukaryota, Viridiplantae, Streptophyta, Magnoliopsida, Ericales, Theaceae. The record is from RefSeq and is a predicted model, not a curated record.
ACAUACAGGUGUUUCCCAGAAACAAAACAUACCCUCACAGCCUUCUCCUACCUCACUUCUCUCUUCAAUUUCACGGAGCUCGUGUUCCUGAAACUCCCUCACACAAAUGGCGACUCUGGCUCGAUUGUCCAGAAAAACCCUAACCGCAACCUUCACCUCUCACCACCACCACCUCCUCCGACGCACUCUCGCCACCGAAGCAGCCCCAGCGGCGACGGCGAAGAUCACAGAAUCGCCAGAUCGAGUGAAAUGGGACUACAGAGGACAGAGGAAGAUCAUCCCCCUCGGUCAGUGGCUCCCCAAGAUCGCCGUCGAUGCCUAUGUUGCCCCCAACGUCGUGCUCGCCGGCCAGGUCACCGUCUGCGAUGGAGCCUCCGUUUGGAAUGGAUCGGUCCUUCGAGGCGAUCUCAACAAGAUCACUGUUGGCUUCUGCUCCAAUGUGCAGGAGAGGUGCGUCGUCCACGCAGCUUGGUCUUCUCCCACAGGACUGCCAGCAGAGACAUUGAUUGAAAGGUUUGUGACAAUUGGUGCUUAUAGUCUUUUGCGGUCUUGCACAAUUGAGCCAGAGUGCAUCAUUGGGCAGCAUUCAAUCCUCAUGGAAGGUUCUUUGGUGGAGACCCAUUCUAUCCUUGAAGCUGGGUCAGUGCUUCCCCCAGGUCGGAGAAUCCCAACCGGUGAACUUUGGGCUGGCAAUCCAGCUAGGUUUAUUAGGACCCUGACCCACGAAGAGACCUUGGAGAUUCCUAAACUUGCUGUUGCAAUCAAUGACCUGAGCAAAAGUUAUUUCUCAGAGUUCCUCCCAUACUCGACGGUGUAUUUGGAGGUUGAGAAAAUGAAGAAGUCCUUGGGGAUUUCCAUUUGAAGAUUUUUCUUUUUUUCGUAUUUGUGUAUUCAGUUACUUGGAGAUCUUCUCGAUAGAAAAUAAGCAAAUCUGAGACUCGGAAGCAAGACUUUCAUUUCUUUGUUUUGUUUGUGAUUUUUGAUUGCAAGCGGAUGAACUGAUUGCAAGUUCAAAUUAAAUGGGACUAGUGUUGAUUAAAGCAACUGCUUAGUAAUUUUUAUCUAUGCUUUCAAUUUUUCUUUUUCUUUUUCGUUUAUAGGAUUAUUGUUUGUCAGGUGUUUUUUCCCCACCUUCCUCUCAUUAUGUGACUCAGAAUAAUGUCUAUAAAGUAAUCAGCUAUGCUUCUA